Molecule: messenger RNA, 2773 nt
Organism: Labeo rohita (rohu)
Lineage: Eukaryota; Metazoa; Chordata; Actinopteri; Cypriniformes; Cyprinidae
Gene: hdc
Product: histidine decarboxylase
Exons: 12
Coding region: 1-2019 (672 amino acids)
Biological process (GO): L-histidine catabolic process; histamine biosynthetic process
Molecular function (GO): pyridoxal phosphate binding; histidine decarboxylase activity
Source: RefSeq, a predicted model, not a curated record
AUGUCUUUGUGUAGUGUGUGUGUGUGUGUGUGUUUGUGUGUGUUUGCGUCAGUGGGCGGCUCCGUCAGCAGCAGCUAUAAGAGCAGAUUGAGAUCUGAAGCGGCUCAAACGCACUGGUCUUCUCCUCCUCUGACAGACGUGAUGCAGGCGCAGGAGUACCUGACGAGAGGAAAGGAGAUGGUGGAUUUCAUCCAGCAGUAUCUCACAGAGAUCCGUGAGCGGCGAGUCGUUCCGGACGUUCAGCCGGGUUUUAUGCGUCCUCUGCUGCCCAGCAGCGCCCCGUAUGAGCCGGAAGACUGGAGCAGCAUCAUGCAGGACGUGGAGAACAUCAUCCUGCCCGGGGUUGUUCAUUGGCAGAGUCCUCACAUGCAUGCGUAUUUUCCUGCGCUCACCUCGUGGCCGUCUCUGCUGGGCGACAUGCUGGCAGACGCCAUCAACUGCCUCGGCUUCACCUGGGCCUCUAGUCCAGCAUGCACUGAGCUGGAGAUGUGUGUGUUGGACUGGUUGUGUAAAGCGCUCGGGUUGCCAGAUCAUUAUUUACACCAUCAUCCACAGAGCAACGGAGGAGGAAUCCUGCAGAGUACGGUGAGCGAGUGUACGCUGGUCGCUCUGCUCACCGCGAGGAAAGACCGAAUCCUGCAGAUGAAGAGUGAAUUCACACACGCCGACACGGACGAGUCGGUGCUGAACUCCAGACUCAUCGCGUACGCCUCCGACCAGGCUCAUUCGUCAGUGGAGAAGGCCGGUCUGAUCUCUCUGGUGAAGAUCAGAUUCCUGGAGACGGACGAGGCGUUUUCUCUGCGCGGAGAAACUCUUCAGCGCGCCAUCGACGAGGACCGCAGGAGAGGAUUCGUACCCGUGAUGCUGUGCGCGACGCUCGGCUCCACCGGCGUGUGUUCGUUUGACCGUCUGGAUGAACUCGGCCCCAUCUGUGCGCGUGAGGGUCUCUGGCUGCACGUGGAUGCGGCGUACGCAGGUUCUGCUCUGUUGUGUCCUGAACUGCGCUAUUUUCUCAACGGAAUCGAGUUUGCAGAUUCAUUCGUCUUCAACCCAUCCAAGUGGAUGAUGGUCCAUUUCGACUGUACGGCGUUCUGGGUGAAGAAUAAGAUGAAGCUCCAGCAGACGUUCACCGUCGACCCGCUUUACCUGAGACACGAGAAUUCGGACGCCACUGACUUCAUGCACUGGCAGAUCUCUCUGAGUCGCCGCUUUCGCUCUCUGAAGCUGUGGUUUGUGAUGCGUUCGUUCGGUCUGAAGAACCUGCAGGCUCACAUUCGACACAGCGUGGAGAUGGCAAAGCUGUUCGAGUCUCUGGUCAGAAACGACACAAACUUCCAGAUCCCGGCGCAGCGGCACCUCGGCCUGGUCGUCUUCUGCUUACGAGCUGGAAACGCAGCGACGCAGGAGUUACUGCGGAAACUGACUAAAUCGGGGCAGAUGUUUCUGAUUCCGGCCGCCAUCGGCAACAAACUCAUCAUCCGCUUCGCCGUGACGUCCCAGUUCACGAGCGCUCAGGACAUCCAGAGGGACUGGACCCUGAUCCAGCAGACGGCCAGAGAGGUGCUGCGCUCCUGCGCUCUCACGCGCCAGCCCAGCGUCAUCUCGGACGAGAGCUGCGAGGAGAACGAGGACGACGCGCCCCUCACCAUCCACGCCGAGCUGAGCCGAAUGCGCCUGGAGCCCAUGAUAGACGAGCGUCUGGUGCGGCAGGGCCAGAGACGGGCCAUACGCUCGCUGAGCUGCAGCGCGGAGCUGCCGCCCGCCCGACCCGAGCGCGCGCCCCCGCAGAGGGACGCCCCGCUGGAGCAGAUCCCCGAGCGGGAUCCCCCGCUGCCGGCGCAGCACAGGGCGCAGAAGCGUCUGCUGAAGUUCCACAGCGUGCCGAGCCUGUCUCAGGUGUGGGCGCAGUGCGGCAUGCAGCAGCUCUACCACCCCUUCAGGCGAGGAUGGGUCACCAGCAGGGCGAGCUGCUUCAACUGCUUCCCUCUGGCCGAGACCAGCCCGCUGCCCACCAAAUAACACACACACUCACACUUAUGCACACACACAGGUCUGGUCAGCUAUCCUUGUAGGGACUCUCCAUAGGUGUAAUGGUUUUUAUAUCACACAAACCAUUUUUUCUAUCACCCUACACCUAAACCUAAACCUAGCCCUCACAGGAAACUUUCUGCAUUUUUGCUUUCUCAAAAAAACUAAUUCUGUUUGAUUUAUAAGCUUUUAUACCCAUGGGGACCUCACUUAGGUCCCCACCGUGACACGAGUCCUAAUGAGUUUGUUUAGGUUUAAGUCCCCACCAGGAUAUAUAAACCAAACGCACUCAUGCACACUCUCACAAACACACACACGUGCAUACUCUUGCACAUGCACACACUCACGCAUGGAUACUCAGAGACACGCACACACUUGUGCUCUUGCACAUACACUUGUGCAUUCUCACCUGUGCACGCACACACACACGCUCUUGUGUUUGUACACACUUAUACUUGUGCGCACACACUCUUACACACAGCUGUAGAUCAGCUUCUUCAGGACUCCUGCUGAUGUUUCCCACAGGCAGGUCGGUGCAGCAUCAGCACAUUUAUUACUGUACCUGUGACCGUUAACAUCCAAGAACCGUGAACGUAAGUGUGUUGCUAAAUCACUGAAAUACUGAAUCUCAGGGGAAGUUUAUUUGAAUAUUUUAGGAUGACAGAAGGUUUGGUAAUCCCUGAUGUAGACAAAAAUAAUUUAUGGUUGUAAAGUUAUAAAACGAUUAAAUUAUUUUGUUGUAGCA